Molecule: messenger RNA, 1520 nt
Organism: Erythranthe guttata (spotted monkey flower)
Lineage: Eukaryota; Viridiplantae; Streptophyta; Magnoliopsida; Lamiales; Phrymaceae
Source: RefSeq, a predicted model, not a curated record
UAAUCACCAGUCUCUGAUCCUUAAAAUUCAUUUUUAUUUAUUUUAAUUUUGAUUUUUAAUAUUUUUAUUUUUUAAAAAAUAAUUUGCAGGUUUAUACUAGGAUUUGUUUAUCCUGCUUUUGAAUGCUUUAAAAUUGUGGAGAUGAACAAGCCUGAUGUUGAACAGCUUCGUUUUUGGUGCAAAUACUGGAUCUUAGUGGUUGUUUUGACAGUUGUUGAAAAGAUUACCCUUUUCUUGAACACAUGGUUUCCGAUCUACGGCGGAGCUAAGCUUGCAUUGUUCGUAUAUUUGUGUUCCCGAAGAACUAAAGUCCGUACUCUAAUGCUUUUUUCGAUAAUCAUCGUCGUUAUUGAUUUCAGUCAUUUUUUCUUCAUCCUAAAUAAAAUUAAAUAUUUUUUUUGUUUGCAGGUAACGACGCAUGCUUACGAGUUCUUUAGAACUCACGUUGGCAAGCACGAGCCAUUGGUUAAUCAUGUUCUAUUAGAACUCAAGACAAGAGGUGCCGAGAAGUUACUUUUCUACCGUAAGAAGACUAGAAUUGACGAGAAGAUACGACGGUAUGUUAUUCCUUCUAAUGAUACAAACGUACGAAAUGGAUCGUCAGAAGACAAAGACGUUUCAACGGCCUCCAAUGAACAAACAAUACCAACAACUACCAAUCUCGCUCGAAUAAAUUUGCAAAACGAAACAAACGAAGAAGCCUUUAACCACGAAGAAAUAGGCAAAAGUAUUAAGCCAUUAGUAGGUAAGCCGAUUUAUAACGCUAGUACUACUUUCUUCACUAGUCGGUCGAAACAAGUGUCGGGUUUUUUCACAAGUAUUAAUAGACGAACGAAGAACUAUCCGCACUCGCCACAACCCUUCACGAAAAGAAGGACCGUGGUAUGGUAUCUAUUGGCUAUGGUAUCAUGGGUAUAUGCUUCCACCUUAGUACUCCCUCUAGAAACGAUAGAGAAACCGGGCUUUUUCAAGGACUAUUUAUUUGGGAUUGUCGGGAUAAUGUUGGUUAACGACGCCUAUGGUUUAUUUAUGAUGUUCUUAUCAUUCUCCGACAAAAGCAAGCACUUCAAACUUCCCCUGUUUGGAAAAUGGAUGUUCGAGAUUGCGUUCGUGCUCGUUUGUUUUGGGUUAGCCCACCUUGUGGAGGGGUCUCGGGGAAUGGUUUUUGGUUUUUUAAUUUGUUUUAAUUUAAUUCCGGUGAUUAAUAUUUUUGGGGCGUCCGAAAUAUUUAGCUUUUAUGAUUGCGCGGUGGCUCUGUUGAUCGGGGUGUCUGCGCAUUUGAGUCGGGAUUUAGUAUACGUUCCGCAUGCUGCCGUUACUUGUGGGGCCGUAGUUCUAUUAGUUAAACGGGACAAUUCAAAAGAUAAGUGUGAUUAGAGAGUAUUAUGUAAUAGAGGUGUACGAUUUAAUUUGGCUUAAGAAGAAAGCUUGUUUUUGUUUCUUUUUAACUUAGAUUGUUAAAAAUUCGAGGCAAGUAUUUCUAACUUAUAAGUUUGCUUGUUAGUUUUAGUAUAUGCAGC